Vicia villosa (hairy vetch) is the source of this 552-nucleotide messenger RNA. RefSeq lists its product as uncharacterized. Lineage: Eukaryota; Viridiplantae; Streptophyta; Magnoliopsida; Fabales; Fabaceae. Bases 1 to 552 code for a protein of 183 amino acids. The record is from RefSeq and is a predicted model, not a curated record. The transcript has 3 exons.
AUGGUGGUACUAGAGCAGGAAAUGGCUGUGCAGAAUCAGCCUAAUGCUUGUGAGAACGAUGAGUUCCAUAAUCUGGGAAAUUUUCAAAGGAACAACCCGCCUACUUUUAAGGGUAUGUAUGAUCCUGAUGGAUCGCAGACUUGGCUCAAAGAGAUUGAGAGGAUCUUCUGUGAGAUAGACUAUUCUGAAACUCGUAAGGUACGGUUUGGCACGCAUAUGCUGGCUGAGGAGGCUGAUAUUUGGUGGAUCAAUGUCCGUCAAGUGCUAGAAACUUCAGGAAAAAUGAUUACUUGGGUUGUGUUUUGUAGAGAAUUUAUGAGGAAAUACUUUUUGGAAUAUGUUCGCGAGAAGAAGGCGAUUGAAUAUCUAGAGCUGAAACAAGGGAGUUCAUCUGUUACUGAGUAUGUUGUCAAGUUCAUGGAAUUGGUGAAGUUCUAUCCUCAUUACAGUAAGGCAACUGCUGAUUUCCCAAAGUGUAUCAAGUUUAAGAAUGGUUUGCGUUUGGAGAUCAAGCAAGCUAUUGGUUAUCAACAGACCCGCAAGUUUCCAUAG